GCGGUCGGAUUUGUUGCGAGUUUGAGUUGGAAACUAGUUGUGGUUUUGUGUCGCGAGUACCCCCCAUCUAUUUUCAGCCCUAGGUACUUACGGCAUCGGUUCGUGCAAAAAUCGCGUAAAAAUCCCGAAAAAUCGUCGAAAAAGCUCGUGUUGGUGGCCCCCCUGUGCAGAAUCGCGUGUUUCGCUCCCCCUUGGCGAUGUUUGUGUGUUCUUACCGCGCAUGGAUCGGCUAAACCCGAGUAUUUUGUGUCAAAGCCACCAGCUGAUGGCGGGCGAAAAUACUGGACUCGUUGGGCAGUUGUUCGAUUUCGAGCGUCUUUUCCCCGUUUUCUAACUCUUAGUGGUGUUGGUGCGCGAGGACCCCUCGAUCGGCGCUCCGCUGCGGUUCUUCCCACCGGUUUGGGCGUGCACCUUGUCAUUGAGGAUGCGUUCGAAGGGGGCUGGUGCCGUUUGACGUAGACGUCCAGGUGAAAUGUCGCGCGCGUAAACCAGAUCGAGUAGCCAGCAUGUCGACCACGGCGUUCGUCGAUAGGAUCGAUCCCUUCGCCAAGCGCUCGCUCAAGAAGAAGACGAAGAAGUCGCAGGGCAGCUCCAGGUACAGGAACUCGCAGGAUGUGGAGCUGCAGCCGCUGCCGCUGCUCAAAGAUGUUCCGGCAUCCGAACAGGAAGAAUUGUUUAUACGUAAACUUAGACAAUGUUGUGUGCCAUUCGAUUUUAUGGAUCCGGUGGCGGAUCUAAAAGGAAAAGAAGUGAAACGUUGUACUUUGAAUGAAUUAGUGGAUUAUAUAACUGGUGGUAGAGGAGUUUUGACCGAACCCGUCUAUCCAGAAAUUAUUAAAAUGAUUUCGGCCAAUCUUUUUCGAACACUGCCUCCCAGUGAAAAUCCCGAUUUCGAUCCGGAAGAGGAUGACCCCACGCUGGAAGCAAGUUGGCCACAUCUUCAGCUAGUUUACGAAUUCUUUUUGCGAUUUUUGGAAAGUUCGGAUUUUCAACCGGCCAUAGGAAAACGUGUGAUUGAUCAGAAAUUUGUUCUACAAUUAUUAGAAUUAUUCGAUUCGGAAGAUCCAAGAGAAAGGGAUUUUCUAAAGACGGUCCUGCACCGCAUUUAUGGAAAGUUCCUUGGGCUAAGGGCCUUUAUUCGCAAACAAAUAAACAACAUAUUCCUUAGGUUCGUGUAUGAGACUGAACAUUUUAACGGCGUUGGUGAACUGUUGGAGAUAUUGGGUUCGAUUAUAAAUGGUUUUGCGUUACCAUUGAAAGCCGAACACAAACAGUUCCUGGUGAAGGUGCUCAUACCUUUGCAUAAGGUCAAGUGCCUGUCAUUGUACCAUGCACAGCUUGCCUAUUGUGUGGUACAAUUUUUGGAAAAAGAUCCAACGUUGACGGAACCUGUAGUACGAGGUUUGCUCAAAUACUGGCCGAAAACGUGUAGUCAAAAAGAGGUGAUGUUUCUUGGUGAAAUUGAAGAAGUAUUGGAUGUUAUUGAACCAUCACAAUUUACACGAAUUCAAGAACCGUUGUUUAGACAAAUCGCCAAAUGCGUAUCAAGUCCACAUUUUCAAGUGGCCGAACGUGCUUUGUAUUUCUGGAACAACGAGUACAUAAUGUCGCUGAUGGAAGAAAACAAUCACGUGAUAAUGCCGAUUAUGUUUCCCGCAUUGUAUCGAAUUUCGAAAGAGCAUUGGAACCAAACUAUAGUUGCACUUGUUUAUAAUGUGCUUAAGACAUUUAUGGAAAUGAAUUCGAAAUUGUUUGAUGAACUCACAGUUAGUUAUAAAGCGGAAAGGCAAAAAGAGAAAAAACGUGAGAAGGAACGAGACGAAUUAUGGAAAAAGUUAGCCGAACUCGAACUUAAUCAUAAUAAAAAUUCACCGGCACAAAAUAAUAGUCCUCCCAGCAAAAAGUGAUACAACAGCCUAAAAUUCCCCGCCCAUUCAUAGCAUGCGGCAAAUUUCAGUGUGAAGGUGCCCCCCACCCCCACAAGUGUGGAGAGAAGCGAGGUGUUGGUUGUCUCGUCAUCAUGAGCCUUCGGAGGAGUGUACAUUAAAAAUUAUCGUGAAUGUCUACUACUAACAGUCUAUCUAUGGUGUUUUGUAGCUGUGAACAGCAGAACUAUGUUAAUAAUGUGCUAUAGUAUAACUGGUCAACUGUAAAUAGCUAAGCAGAUGUGGUUACGGUUUGUGUUUGGACCGUGGUGCGCGACGCUGGCGACUAGUGUAUUGAAUUGAAUAAAAUCGUUUAAAAAAAUUCGUUGUGUUUUAUAACAAGUGCCAAAGUUAUUUUUUGCAGCAGUAACUUUGGGCUGGGACCUAAUCGACCAACAUGUUAAAAUUGUGUCACGUCCAAACACAGUUUUAACCACAGUUAUUUUGUAUCGUGUGCCAGGAAGGGGCGAAUGUAAUAUUUGUGUACAGAUGGCUGUAUAACUUGAACUAAUCGUAGGUUAAGUUAGGCACUCAUCUAGACUUUUAGGUUCACGGAUUGUUGUACAGUGCAAUUUUUUUUUCAAUUCAAUUUUUAUUUAUUGAAGUCACAAAUUAUACAGCCAGUGCCACUCACUACCAACUUUUUAGACGCACUGUUAUGUUCACUUAGAGAGCUUUAUAUAAGGUAUAGCAAGUUGUGUUUUAGAUAGAGAAAAAACUAAUUAAGUUGUGCAUGACGAGCUCAAAUCUAGUUGUGUUCGUGGAGUUGUGAGGAGUGGCUCUGCGAACACCGCCGCCCCGAUGCAUAACCUUUGCUGCUGUAAACAAAGAGAAAAUACACAAACAUUAGGGCCCUAUUACGCCCAUCCCUCAUUAGACUAAAGUAUGUAAUAUAUAACUAAAUCACUAUAAAUCUUGUAGAUAUAUGAGAAAUAUAUUGUUAAAUUUCGAUUGUUUUUCUCAUAGGUUUUCGGACCGAUGUUCUGUUAUUUUUCUUAUGUGAGUGUAAAAUGGAACAUUUAUAAACCUUUCAUAGUAAUUUCUAUUGCGACCUCGGUAUUGAGGAUUAUAGUAACUGCAGUUUGUGAAUGUACGCACUGUUGUGCGUAAAUAAAUAUUGUCAUUUUGA
This is a messenger RNA of Tribolium madens (black flour beetle), 3054 nucleotides long. It is a transcript of the gene wdb, whose product is annotated as serine/threonine-protein phosphatase 2A 56 kDa regulatory subunit epsilon isoform. Gene Ontology annotation, cellular component: cytosol; protein phosphatase type 2A complex; nucleus. The transcript has 7 exons. Lineage: Eukaryota; Metazoa; Arthropoda; Insecta; Coleoptera; Tenebrionidae. The coding region runs from base 507 to 1907 and encodes 466 amino acids. Gene Ontology annotation, biological process: protein dephosphorylation; signal transduction. The record is from RefSeq and is a predicted model, not a curated record. Gene Ontology annotation, molecular function: protein phosphatase activator activity.